Leptidea sinapis is the source of this 720-nucleotide messenger RNA. Its product is annotated as cuticle protein 3-like. Gene Ontology annotation, cellular component: chitin-based extracellular matrix. The coding region runs from base 137 to 661 and encodes 174 amino acids. Lineage: Eukaryota; Metazoa; Arthropoda; Insecta; Lepidoptera; Pieridae. Gene Ontology annotation, molecular function: structural constituent of chitin-based larval cuticle. The record is from RefSeq and is a predicted model, not a curated record. The transcript is spliced from 4 exons.
GAAUGACUUCAAAACUGAUGGUUCGGAAUCUCUGAAGAUCCUACGAAGACCUUGACACUGGUUCUAUUGAAGCACCUAUAUAAACUGGGUGAGGCCUGAUUGAUAUCAUUCUUGAGGAGUUACCACAAGCAGCAACAUGCAGUUGAUCAUCAUCGUCGCCAUUGUCGGAGCUUGCGCCGCAGGGGCCAUCCCCGGGUACAACCAGCCCCAGUAUCGUCAGUAUUACCAAGAAAGACCUCGUGCCGGUCUCGAGAGGAAUGCCGCCAUUCUGAGAUCGGUAUCUGAUGCCAACGAGAACGGAUAUCACUACGCUUACGAUACUGAAAAUGGAAUCCAAGCCGAAGAAACUGGCGUAGAAAACAAUGGAAACCAAGCCCAGGGUGGUUACUCAUACACUGGGGACGACGGUCAGGUGUACAGCGUCAGAUAUACUGCUGACGUCAACGGCUUCCAAGCCUCAGGUGCUCACCUGCCGACCCCUCCACCUGUGCCCGAGGCUAUCGCAAAGGCUCUACAAGAGAACGCAAGAGAUGAAGCCUCCGGGAUCUUUGAUGAUGGCAGCUACCACGACGGAAAGUACGAGUCAGGAGUGUUCGCCGCUCGCGGCUACAACCAACAACGGCUCGUCGCACCUGGAUUCAGACAACCUUACCACUUCUGAACAGUGCCAUCCAUAGCAAUAAGUACCAUAAUCCAAUAAAGUCAUAUUUUUAUACACAA